AUGGCGUCGGGCAGUACGAGCAGCGAGGAGGAGAGGAGUCUGAGGGAGUGUGAGCUGUACGUGCAGAAACACAACAUCCAGCAGCUGCUGAAGGACUGCAUCGUCCAGUUGUGUACCUCCAGGCCUGACAGACCCAUGGCCUUUCUCAGAGAGUACUUCGAGAGGCUGGAGAAGGUGAGUCUGGGUGGGUAGGGUGGCGAGUGUGUGUGUGUGUGUGCGCACAUCCAGCUGUGUGCCUCCAGGCCCUUCCAUGAAACUCGUUUUAUAAUUGUAGUGCCUUUAUAUUGUAAAGUGUUGCCCUGGCAGCUGAUUGGCUGUGUGUGACCUCUGACCUGUGACCCAUGCAGGAGGAGGCCAAGCAGAUCCUGAACCAGCAGAAGGCCAGCAGCCGUUCUGACUCCCGGGAUGAGGAGGUGUCUCCUCCCAUGAACCCUGUUGUUAAGGGUCGCCGGCGGAGAGGAGCCAUCAGCGCUGAGGUCUAUACAGAGGAGGAUGCUGCAUCCUAUGUCAGAAAGGUGAGGAUACACACACACACUCAUAUCAACAUACUGUACGCGCACACACACACACACACACACACACAUAACUUGCCACAUAAAAAUAAACUUACAUCAUGGCUCUAGUAAAACAACAAAGCAUCAGACAAAACGCAGUCACUUAGACUAGCCCACAAAACAAUGUUCUCUACUUAGUCAUAUCUAUGGGCUGGCUGGAGAGAUUGUGAAUACCUAGUAUGAUUUGCUUAAUCAUGGAUGCUUUUUGUUUUCAAGGUCAUUCCUAAAUCAUGGGUGCUUUUUGUUUUCAAGGUCAUUCCUAAAGACUACAAAACAAUGGCUGCCCUGGCUAAAGCUAUCGAAAAGAAUGUGCUUUUCUCUCACUUGGAUGACAACGAGAGGAGGUAUGUUGUUAACAGGCUUUGUUGUUAAUGUUAUUUGAUUUGUCUGUAAAGAUUGGUUGUCAAUGUGAGUUUAGAUCAAUCCCACUGAUUAUGCCACAAACUCUUUAUUCACAGCGACAUCUUUGACGCCAUGUUUUCAGUUACCUACAUCGCUGGAGAGACUGUUAUUAUGCAAGGUACAGUAGGCUCUCAUUUUCAUUUAGAUUCAGUGGAAAUUCAAGUAGACCUGAAGUGUAUUUUUAUUCCAGAGAAAAGAUUAACAAUGUCUUCUCUCUCAGGUGAUGAGGGGGAUAAUUUCUACGUCAUCGACCAAGGAGAGACGGAUGUAAGUCUCUUUUGAUGUAUUUUAGGAACCAACAACACUCUUUUUGCACAAUGACUCUCGUGUUAACACACAAACACACACAAGCGUUCCCAUUUUAAAGAAAACAGGCCCCCAAGUUGAAAGCGUGUCUUGUUUUUUUUCUCCUGAAUAUGACAGGCUUAUUUUUGAAACUCUCUUUUUAGACCGUUCUGUAUUCUUUUUUUGUCAUAUGUUACUUGGCUAUUCAGAUCCCUAUUAUCUGUUACCUUAGCAAUGCCUACUCUCAUAGAUGUAGCAUUCUAAUUAUAUGUCUACGCCUCAUUAUUUCGAUAUAAUACAAGAAAGCACAUAGGCAGUAAACAACAUCUAAUAGAGACAGUAACACACUCACCUUAACUAAUCUUAAUGUCUAAAUACCCCUCUCCCCCUUUCUGCCAGGUGUAUGUGAACAAUGAGUGGGUGACCAGUAUCGGGGAGGGGGGCAGCUUCGGCGAGUUGGCCCUGAUCUACGGGACCCCCAGGGCUGCCACCGUCCGAGCCAAGAGCAACGUCAAACUGUGGGGCAUCGACAGAGACAGCUACAGGAGGAUACUCAUGGUGAGCCUCCCCCUACUCUGCUCUGACACUUCACCUGACUGACAUGAUUUAUUGAUUUACUUUUGGCGUGAUUAACGAUGAGUAGGGACAGGUGGAACUGCUACGAUUUUUAUAACUGCUGGAUUUUACGAAUUGAAUAUACAGACAACUACAAAAGGUGAGCCCUAUGACCAGUUUAUGCAUGAUGUUUGAAGGCUUACAACAAUUGUCAGAAUAAACAUUAGGACUUGUUGUUAUUCUUUACAGGGCAGCACUUUGAGGAAGAGGAAGAUGUACGAGGAGUUCCUCAGCAAAGUCUCCAUCUUAGGUAAGGCUCACUGUUUCUUCUGCUCUUUGACAUUUCCCCUGUAAUAAUAAUAAUAAUAAUAGUAAUUAUAGCCAGGGCCCAAACAAAUUGGUCCACCAGCCACUGUGGCAGGUACAGUGCAUUCAGACCCCUUGACAUUUUCCACAUUGUGUUAUGUUACAGCCUUAUUCCAAAAUUGAUUAAAUAAAAAAUGUUCCUCAUCAAUCUACCCACAAUACCACAUAAUAACAAAGCGAAAACCGUUUUUUAGAAAUGUUUGCAAAUUUAUUAAAAAUAAAAAACAAAAAUACCUUAUUUACAUAAGUAUUCAGACCCUUUACUAUGAGACUCGAAAUUGAGCUCAGGUGCAUCCCGUUUCCAUUUAUCAUCCUUGAGAUGUUUCUACAACUUGAUUGGAGUCCACCUGUAGUAAAUUCAAUUGAUUGGACAGGAUUUGGAAAGGCACACACCUGUCUAUAUAAGGUCCCACAGUUGACAGUGCAUGUCAGAGCAAAAACCAAGCCAUGAGGUCGAAGGAAUUGUCCGUAGAGUUCCGGGACAGGAUUGUGUCGAGGCACAGAUCUGGGGAAUGGUACCAAAACAUUUCUGCAGCAUUGAAGGUCCCCAAGAACACAGUGGCCUCCAUCAUUCUUAAAUGGAAGAAGUUUGGAACCACCAAGACUCUUCCUUGAGCUGGCCACCCGGCCAAACUGAGCAAUCAGGGGAGAAGGGCCUUGUUCAGGGAGGUGACCAAGAACCCGAUGGUCACUCUGACAGAGCUCCAGAGUUCCUCUGUGGCGAUGAGAGAACCUUCCAGAAACCCAACCAUCUUUACAGCACUCACCAAUCAGGCCUUUAUGGUAGAGUGGCCAGACGGAAGCCACUUCUCAGUAAAAGGCACAUGACAGCCCGCUUGGAGUUUGCCAAAAGGCACCUAAAGGACUUUCAGACCAUGAGAAACAACAUUCUCUGGUCUGAUGAAACCAAGAUUGAACUCUUUGGCCUGAAUGCCAAGCGGCACAUCUGGAGGAAACCUGGCACCAUCCCUACGGUGAAGGUUGGUGGUGGCAGCAUCAUGCUGUGGGGAUGUUUUUCAGCGGCAGGGACUGGGAGACUAGUCAGGAUCGAGGGAAGGAUAAAUGGAUCAAAGUACAGAGAGAUCCUUGAUGAAAACCUGCUCCAGAGCGCUCAGGACCUCAGACUGGGGUGAAGGUUCACCUUCCAACAGGACAACGACUCUAAGCACACAGCCAAGAGUAGCUUCGGGACAAGUCUCUGAAUGUUCUUGAGUGGCCCAGCCAGAGACCGGAUUUGAACCCGAUCUAACAUCUCUGGGGAGACCUGAAAAUAGCUGUGCAGCGACACUCCCCAUCCAACCUGACAGAGCAUGAGAGGAUCUGCAGAGAACAAUGGGAGAAACUCCCCAAAUACAGGUGUGCCAAGCUUGUAGUGUCAUACCCAAGAAGACUCAAGGUUGUAAUCGCUGCCAAAGGUGCUUCAACAAAGUACUGAGUAAAGAGUCUGAAUACUUAUGUAAAUGUCAUUUUUAUAUUUAAUAAAUGUGCAACAUUUUCUAAAAAGCUGUUUUUGCUUUGUCAUUUUGGGGUAUUGUGUGUAGAUUGAUGAGGGGAAAAUAAACAAUUUCAUCAAUUUUAGAAUAAGGCUGUAACGUAACAAAAUGUGGAAAAAUUCAAGGAGUCUAAAUACUUUCCGAACGCACUGUAUAUUUAACAAAUCUACCAUUCACUCAGAUUUUUUACCAGCCAAUAUAUAUUUUAUUCUGCUAAAGUUACACCAACAAAACACAAAAAAACAGAUGAGCAUGCUUUGUAAUGUUUCUAAAACAAUAAAUGUAUUACUAGUAAGAAGAAAUGUGGUAUAUUGUUUCAUUAGUCUUUUAACUAAUACUUUAGAUGAGACAUAAAUGUUCACGGGCAGGACGUUACCGUGGUAAUGCAACUGGAGUCAUGUUUGUGCCUGUGAGAUUGAGUCUGACUAGUAGAAGCGUUAUCUUCUCUUCCCUAGCAGUUGAAACUCAAACAUUGAAAAACAACCCAGCUUGUGAACUAAACAAUGUAAAUAGCCAAGAAACACAAGGACAAAGUCUCACUUUUACAUUUACAUUUAAGUCAUUUAGCAGACGCUCUUAUCCAGAGCAACUUACAAAUUGGUGCAUUCAACUUAGGAUAUCCAGUGGGACAACCACCACUGGGGGAGGGGGGUUGUAGAAGGAUUACUGUUAGACUAUUCCAGGUAUUCCUUAAAGAGGUAGGGUUUCAAGUGUCUCCGGAAGGUGGUCAGUGACUCCACUGUCCUGGCAUCAUGGUGGAGCUUGUUCCACCAUUGGGGUGCCAGAGCAGCGAAUAGCUUUGACUGGGCUGAGCGGGAAACUGUGCUUCCGUAGAGGUAGGGGGGCUAGCAGGCCAGAGGUGGAUGAACGUAGUGCCGUCGUUUGGGUGUAGGGUCUGAUCAGAGCCUGAAGGUAAGGAGGUGCCGUUCCCCUCACAGCUCUGUAGGCAAGCACCAUGGUUUUGUAGUAGAUGCGAGCUUCAACUGGAAGCCAUUGGAGUGUGCGGAGGAGUGGGUGACAUGAGAGAACUUGGGAAGGUUGAACACCAGACGGGCUGCAGCGUUCUGGAUAAGUUGUAGGGGUUUAAUGGCACAGUGAUGAACCGUCACUUCGGUAGACUUUCGUUUCAAAUAAAUUAGACCAACUUUUAUGCCAGUGCGCAGCGCUUCUAAAAAUGAAUCUUUCACUCAGCUCUACACGUGCGUACAGCCCCCUGCCAGGCAGUGUUGCAGAGCGAGGAAUAUAAGAUUCGUAGUUCUUUUGACUUUUUGCAAUUAUUUUACCGGCUAUGAAACAAAACGGCAGAAAUACUUUGAAAACAGCUACUGUAGCAUUUAUUUUACAGUAAAUGUGAUCAUACUUGACCAUUUUUAUUCACAAAUGCAAGUGAAAUGCUCGCAUUGUGGAGCCCUGACCACCCGCCAAUGUGGCUAGUGAAAUAGACAUCUUACCCGCCAAUGCCAAAAUCUACCUGCAGGUGGCGGGUGUUGAUUUUAGGCUCUGAAUAUAGCCACUUGCAUACAGUGGUUUCAAGAUGUGUUAACAACUCUUCGUCCACCACCUAGGUGUACUGUACAUUGUAUGGUUUCGUUUUGGUUCUGUAUUGUGAUGUCACUUACGUCCCUGUCUUGUGAUUCCACCCCCUUAGAGUCUCUGGACAAAUGGGAGCGUCUGACAGUGGCUGAUUCUCUGGAGCCAGUGCAGUUUGAUGACGGACAGAAGAUUGUGGUGCAGGGAGAGCCUGGCGAUGAGUUCUUCAUCAUACUGGAGGUAUGUACAUCACAUUAUGGUUUCACUCUGUUUAAAAAAAAACUCACCCUACUGAACAGCACCCUGAUGUUGGUGUUCUGUUCUUUGUUCUGUAGGGUUCUGCAGCUGUAUUGCAGCGUCGCUCUGAGAAUGAGGAGUUUGUGGAGGUUGGGAGAUUACAACCGUCUGACUACUUUGGUAAGAAGAACCUCCUCAGGCUUCAACUCUCCCUCUCUUCUCAUCAACUUUUUGUUUCUUUAAUCAUUUGUUUGUGUAUGCAGUAUAUAAGCCUGAAUCUCACAUUUUAAGGUGAUAUGAUAAGAAAAGCACACAGCUCUAACCUGAUUUGUGAAGCCUCUUACAUAUUUGGAUGUUAUAUUAGCAGAAAUUAACCAGAUUUGGGAAGCCUGUUUUGUAUUGACCAUGUAUGCCGUUCCUCCAGGUGAAAUUGCCCUGCUGAUGAACCGACCCCGUGCUGCCACUGUGGUCGCCCGCGGUCCUCUGAAGUGUGUGAAGCUGGACAGACCACGGUUCGAACGCGUCCUAGGACCCUGCUCAGACAUUCUCAAACGCAACAUCCAACAGUACAACAGCUUUGUUUCACUGUCUGUCUGA
Coregonus sp. 'balchen' is the source of this 6019-nucleotide messenger RNA. The record is from the annotation of a GenBank genome assembly. NCBI's taxonomy places the organism in Eukaryota, Metazoa, Chordata, Actinopteri, Salmoniformes, Salmonidae.